Messenger RNA from Helianthus annuus (common sunflower), 1039 nucleotides. Its product is annotated as nucleolin. Lineage: Eukaryota; Viridiplantae; Streptophyta; Magnoliopsida; Asterales; Asteraceae. The record is from RefSeq and is a predicted model, not a curated record. The transcript is spliced from 3 exons. The coding region runs from base 236 to 847 and encodes 203 amino acids.
AACGAUACCGGAUAAAACCCUAAAAACCAUCACGCGAGAGACACGUGACUUCACAAUACAAAACCGCUGCAAGCAUCUCUAAUAAUCUCAACCGUCCGAUCAAACGCCACGUCACCGAUUCCCCCUCAAAUGUAAAUUCAACGGCCCAGAUUAAACGUCAUUAACAGCAACUCUGAAGAACGAAUAUCUCUCAUUUGAAAGUUGAAACCCUAAUUUCGAACAAAAAUUUGCUUUGAUGAAGAUGAUGAUCGAAGAUGAUUUGGAGAUCGAACGCGAGGUUGAGGAAAUUGUUGUUGAUGAUGAGGAUAGUGUAGAGAUUGACAGUGAAGUUGAGGUUGAAGAAGAUGACGGUGAAGACGAUGAUGACGGUGAAGAUGAUGAUGACGGAGAGGAUGAGGAUGAUGAUGAUGAUGUGCAGGAGGUGUUUCAGAGCUCCGGCGGUGGUCCGGCGUCGCAGGAAGGUGAGGAGGAUGAAGAGGAGGAUGAAGAUGAAGAUGGAGAUGAUGAUGAUGAUGAUGACGAUGACGACGACGACGGUGAAGAUAGCGAUGAUGAUGAUGACGAGGAUGAGGAUGAGGAAGGUGAAGAAGAAGAGGAGCAGGAUAUGGGAACUGAAUACUUGGUUCGACCAGUGGCUAACCCAGAAGACGAAGAAGAUGCUAGUGAUUUUGAGCCCGAAGAGAAUGGUGUCGAUGAAGAUGAUCUUGAAGAUGAAGAUGACGACGAUGACGAUGAUGAUGGAAGGAAAUCUGAAGCCCCGUCAAAGAGAAAGAGGUCCGGGAAAGAUGACGAUGAUGAUGACGACGAUGAUGAUGGUGCUGAUGAUGCCAGACCAUCCAAGAGAUGACCAUAGCUUUCGUUGGUGCGGUUUAUAUCUCUAGGAGGUUCUGCAUUUGCACAGCAUAACAAUUAGGAACAAAGACUAUGUUACUUCUGAUUUUGUGUAACCUUAGAUGUUUGACAUUUUGUUUUUCUUGGUUUGUAUCCUUGGAUAAUUUUAGCAUAUGGUUCUUCAAGAAUUUUUUUUCCAUUAUCCUUC